Molecule: messenger RNA, 1628 nt
Organism: Dufourea novaeangliae
Lineage: Eukaryota; Metazoa; Arthropoda; Insecta; Hymenoptera; Halictidae
Product: very-long-chain 3-oxoacyl-CoA reductase-B-like
Exons: 4
Coding region: 309-1280 (323 amino acids)
Cellular component (GO): endoplasmic reticulum
Molecular function (GO): oxidoreductase activity
Source: RefSeq, a predicted model, not a curated record
UUCACGAGACACGCGGCAUCGUUUCGUACCUCUCUGUGACUGCGGUGCUAAUAUCAAUAGAUAUCAUCUGUGAUGAAUAUUUAAACGGGAACGUUUUUGCGCGCGGUAAUGCCACAUCGAAUGAGUUAACCCCUCUUCAACUUCCUUUUUUUCUCGGUAUCUUCGUACUCUGGACACCUCGGUAUCAUUUAAUCAGACUUUUGUAUGUGCGUAAUCAUUUUGUGGAUGCGUCGUCGUAGCUAUCGUAUCGAGGAGAAACACAUUUACCCAAGCGACAAGUAUCAAAUCUCAACAGAGUCCAAUAGAGAAUGACGCUGACAUGUUGGGAAAAAAUAUCUCUGGUCGCACUGGCCGCGAUUGGACUGAGAAUUUUAAUAAAGGCCAGCGUGCUCGUAUGGAGAAAAUUGAUGGCACCCAGUUUCGGCUUUGGAGUGAACCUGAUUACUCAAGGUAGAUGGGCAGUGGUUACCGGCGGGACCAGCGGAAUCGGGAAAGCAUACGCGGAGCAACUCGCAAGAAAAGGUCUCGACAUUGUAUUGAUUUCGCGAUCGUUGACAAAACUGGAGGAGGUUGCAGCUGAGAUCAAACAACGAUACAGUGUCAAAGUUCGAGUAGUAGAAGCAGACUUGACCGAGGGCCAAACUGUUUAUACGAAAAUCGCUAAAGCAACCGAGGAGCUCGAGAUCGCCGUGGUGGUGAACAAUGCUGGAUCGAGUUACGAUUACCCAGAAUUAUUUACCAAAGUCUCGGAAGACUGUGUGGAAAAAAUUGUGCAAUUGAACGUAGCAGCGGUAACAGGAGUCGCGAGAGUACUACUGCCGAAAAUGUUCGAGCGUAGAAAAGGCGUUCUUAUAAACAUCAGUUCGUCAAUGGCGGUCAUGCCCAGUCCUUACUUGUCCGUUUACGCUGCGAGUAAGGCUUACGUGCUAAAACUUAGCUCCGAUUUAGCCACGGAAGCCGAACCGAACGGAGUCACGGUUCAAUGCGUGAUACCUGGCCCCGUGGCGACCAAGAUGUCAAAGAUCAAGAAAGCGACAUGGAUGGCGCCGACCGCAGAGAAAUUUGUAGAAUCCUCGUUAAAAACGAUUGGAAUCGAAUCAUGUACAACCGGCUAUCCGCCUCACUGUUUACUUACUGGAUUCGUACACGGACUGCGCUGCGUAUGUGAAAAAGGCGCUGUCUGGCUUAUCUCGAAAACGAUGUGUAACAUAAGAGCACGUGCUUUGAACAGGAAGACCAACGUGAAGGACAAUGCGAAAGAUUCUCUUGUCACUGAAUAAUUCUUCACCUUGGCGUCCUCUUUCCUACACUCUUUUCCCCGAUUCUACGUGUCCUCCGUUUUCCAUUGUGGAAAUGAAACUUAAAUUGUAAAUUUGCGACGCGUCCAGAAAUCGACAAAAUGAAACUACGGGAUUCUGUUUACAGAAGUAAUUUAGACACAUUUUACUGGAAGAGUUGUUUAGAUGCUGGAAAUUCCCGAGAACUUUGCUUCCUCGGACAUUUUUGAGCUCCUUGAAACGACUGUUGUUUAGAUUGUUUGUUAUGUCGUAUGUAAAUGAAUGUAUGUGUUAUAUUUUGUACCGGUAAGUGUUAUUCGAAAGAAAUAAAAGAGUACAAUGGCUUGCUUC